CGAGCUGUCAGGCCGAGUGUCAGGCCCGGCAGGUACGCGGCGCGCUCCCCCGGCGCCCUCCGCCCCCUGCCAGGACGCCCCGCACCGAGCCUGAGGCCGCGUGGACCCGAAAGCCGCUCGGAAAAGCUUGCCCAGGGUCCAGCCUAGCAGCUAGACACCAUGUCAGACAGUGAUCUAGGUGAAGACGAAGGCCUCCUGUCUCUGGCAGGCAAGAGGAAGCGCAGAGGAAACCUGCCCAAGGAGUCCGUGAAGAUCCUCCGGGACUGGCUGUACUUGCACCGCUAUAACGCCUACCCGUCAGAGCAGGAGAAGCUGAGCCUUUCUGGACAGACCAACCUGUCAGUGUUGCAGAUAUGCAACUGGUUUAUCAACGCCCGGCGGCGGCUUCUGCCAGACAUGCUUCGGAAGGAUGGCAAAGACCCUAAUCAGUUCACCAUUUCCCGCCGUGGGGGUAAAGCCUCAGAUGUGGCCCUCCCCCGUGGCAGCAGCCCCUCAAUGCUGGCUGUGUCUGUACCAACCCCCACCAAUGUGCUGUCUCUGUCCGUGUGCUCCAUGCCACUCCACUCAGGCCAGGGGGAAAAGCAAACACCCCCCUUCCCACAGGGAGAGCUGGAGCCCCCCAAGCCUCUGGUCACCCCUGGUAGCACCCUUGCCCUGCUGACCAGGGCUGAGGCUGGAAGCCCCACGGGUGGACUCUUCAACACGCCUCCGCCCACACCCCCAGAGCAGGACAAAGAGGACUUCAGCAGCUUCCAGCUGCUGGUGGAGGUGGCGCUACAGAGGGCUGCUGAGAUGGAGCUUCAGAAGCAGCAGGACCCAUCGCUCCCAUUACUGCACACUCCCAUCCCUUUAGUCUCUGAAAACCCCAAGUAGGCAUCUGCCAGCAGGGGUGCUCGAGGCUUGAGUCAGCUGUCCUGGGUUUCCGUUUUGGUUCCCUUCCAUACAGAGGGUUUUCUAUGGAUCACUGCCAAACAUCAGGAUCAUCUCUGUCCAGAGGUCUUCAGCGGGAAGACGCCAAUUGACAUCACUGUACAGUGACGUGGGACCUCUCCUCUGCUAACUCUGCCAUUUCUCCAGGCCUCCCCUCAGUGGUGAUGCCAAGAGAUUGGCAACAGGCAUGGUGCUGCUGCUGCUGCUGCUCCAGAGGAUUCCUGGGACACCUUUGUUCCAGCCUAGUUUCCAGGGCUGGGCUCAGGAACCCUGCCAAGUUCCGACCUAUGCUGGGUCCAAACUGCUCCUGAGCUGUGCCUCUUUCUAUCAAGCCAGGUGUGGACAUUCCAAGUUCCUAAUCGUGAACAAAAGAAAAGAGGAGCCCAGCAGAUAUAACAGAACCGACUCCAGUUGAAUGUUUAGGUUUUUGCUAAACUGUUUAUUUUUUCCUUUUUGCUGUGGUUUGCAUUAAUGGCAGUAGUUAGCCCAGGUGUGGGGAAUGAGGAUGCAUUACAUGAUGGAAUCUGAUGAACUAGGAAUGACCCACCACUGCAAUUUGGGAGUGUUUUGCAAGGAAGGAGUUUUUAUUUGGGGGACCAGCUAAAUCUCUGCAGUUGUGUGUGAAAUUCCAAAUGGUGGUUGUAUUGUUGGUUUGAUUUACCAAAAAAG
Messenger RNA from Otolemur garnettii (small-eared galago), 1599 nucleotides. RefSeq names its product TGFB induced factor homeobox 2 (gene TGIF2). The record is from RefSeq and is a predicted model, not a curated record. The coding region runs from base 160 to 873 and encodes 237 amino acids. Lineage: Eukaryota; Metazoa; Chordata; Mammalia; Primates; Galagidae. The transcript is spliced from 3 exons. Gene Ontology annotation, biological process: regulation of transcription by RNA polymerase II. Gene Ontology annotation, molecular function: DNA-binding transcription factor activity, RNA polymerase II-specific; RNA polymerase II cis-regulatory region sequence-specific DNA binding.